CGACCCCUGAGAAACCAUUUUCUCUCAUCACCAAUCAAGACCCAUCACUUUUGCAUCCUUUUCAUCACCAGUCCGCUAGUUCAUCAUUACUCACCAUGCCUGAAUCACAAGCUCUCUACCCAAAGAUUGAAACCUUUGACACUGGAUUCCUCAAGGUCUCAGACCUCCACACCAUCUAUUAUGAGCAGUCUGGCAACCCUGAGGGCAAGCCUGUGAUUUAUCUUCAUGGUGGACCUGGUGGCGGAACUUCUGCUCACGACCGCCGCUACUUUGACCCAGCUGUGUACCGCAUCAUUCUCUUGGAUCAGCGCGGUGCUGGAAAGUCAACCCCUACAGCCUCAUUGGAAGAUAAUACUACAUGGGCCCUGGUGGAUGACAUUGAGAAGCUUCGUGAACAUCUCAAAAUUGACAAAUGGGUCGUCUUUGGCGGUUCCUGGGGCAGUACUCUCAGCUUGGUGUAUGCUCAAGAACACCCAGAUCGUGUCAAAGCUUUGAUCUUGCGUGGUAUCUUUAUGCUUCGUCAAUCCGAACUUCGAUGGUUCUAUGAGCACGGUGGUGCCUCUAACAUUUUCCCUGAUGCAUGGGAUGAAUAUGUCAAGCCAAUUCCGGAGGAUGAGCGUGGCAACAUGAUCAACGCCUAUCACAAGCGUUUGACUGGUUCAGAUGAAGAGGAACGCGUUCGUUGUGCAAAGGCUUGGUCUACUUGGGAAUGCUCUACCUCCAAGUUGUAUGUGGAUCCAGUAGAGGUCGCUAAAGCUUCGGAGGACAUUUGGGCCUUGGCCUUUGCAAGGAUUGAGUGCCAUUACUUCUAUAACAAGGGCUUCUUCAAGACAGAUGCUCAUAUCUUGGAGAAUAUUGACAAGAUUCGUCAUAUCCCUGCAACGAUUGUCCAGGGUCGCUACGACGUAGUUUGCCCAGCCACUUCUGCUUGGGAUUUGCAUAAGGCUUGGCCAGAGGCUCAGUUUGAAUUCAUGGCGGAUGCUGGUCAUAGUGCAAAGGAGCUCGCAACCACUGCACGACUCGUCAAGGCUGCAGAUGAGUACAAGACUUUGUAA
This is a messenger RNA of Lobosporangium transversale, 1055 nucleotides long. Its product is annotated as Alpha/Beta hydrolase protein. Lineage: Eukaryota; Fungi; Mortierellomycota; Mortierellomycetes; Mortierellales; Mortierellaceae. The record is from RefSeq and is a predicted model, not a curated record. Gene Ontology annotation, molecular function: aminopeptidase activity. The transcript has 3 exons. The coding region runs from base 96 to 1055 and encodes 319 amino acids. Gene Ontology annotation, cellular component: cytoplasm. Gene Ontology annotation, biological process: proteolysis.